AUGGUCGGCGACAAGAUGCCCCUGGUCACAGCCCUGCGGUCGGUGCCCAUCGGUCCCAUACAGCUGCAGUCACUUCGAUUCCGACCCAGACUGCUCGAACCAACCGCGAUGAAAGUGGCCAAGCUGCUCAAGUUCGAGCGCCGGCUCAACUCUACCCGCAUCGACGCUGCCAUCGGGGAUGCUCUGUUAAAGCUGCGGCUCUUUCUUUUACGUUCUCUUAUUCUGCAGGCGGCUGAGAAAGGAAACCUACGUGAGUUCGAGCGUCUCUUCACGGCCGACGAGAAGCGUCUCCAGUUUCGCGACAGCCGAGGUCGGGCCGCCGUGCACCACGCUGCGGCUCACAACCGGGUCAACAUCCUCGACUUCAUCCUCAAGCACGAUGGUGACUUGAUGAUGCUGGACUACGAGGACAACACUCCCCUCCACGCCGCCUGCGAGCACGAGGCCUGCGACGCCAUCACGUUCCUCAUCGAGAACGGUGCCAACACGAGUGUGCUCAACAAGAAUGUCCAGAGCCCGCUGCACCUCAGCACCCAGCUCAACAAGGUCAAAUCGCUGCAGGAACUUGUCAAGCACCGAGACAAGCUGGACACAAACCUGAGGAGUAAGCACGGACGCACGGCCCUUCACCUGGCUGCCAUCUAUGACAAUGCAGAGUGCGCCAGAAUACUGCUGAGUCAGUUUGGAGCAUCACCGAAGAUAACGUGUGACAACGGUUACUACCCCAUCCAUGAAGCAGCCAAGAAUGCAUCAGCGAACGCUAUCGAAGCAUUGCUGGAAUGGGGCGAGUCCAGCGGCUACUCCAGAGCUGAGAUGAUGAAACUCUACGAUGCCGAUGGAAAUGUGCCUCUCCACUCGGCCGUGCAUGCCGGAGACAUAAAAGCGGUUCAGCUAUGCCUGGAGAGUGGCGCACUGAUCAGCACCCAGCAGCACGACCUGUCGACGCCCGUGCAUCUGGCAUGCGCCCAGGGUGCCAUGGACAUCGUGCGGCUCAUGUUCUCGCGACAGCCCGACCAGCGGGUGCACUGCCUCACCUGUAGCGACGCCCAACAGAUGACGCCACUGCACUGCGCAGCCAUGUUUGAUCACGUCGAACUGGUCGAAUACCUUGUCUCCGAGGGCGCAAGUAUGAACGCCACCGACAAGGAAGGCCGCACAGUCAUUCUGCUGGCGGCUGCGCGCGGCGCCUGGAAGACGGUGACGGCGCUGCUGAGGCUCGACGCCGACCUCAGCGUCAAGGACAACCUGCGCCGUAACCUUCUGCACCACAUCGUGCUCAGCGGAGGACUCCUGGACGACUUCCAUGGGGAAAUCAAUGAGCGGCUGAAAGAUUUCGGCGACCUCCUCAACGAGCGAGACAUCCAGGGCUGCACAGCGAUGCACUACGCUUCGCGAAAUGGCCAGCUGAAAACCAUCGAGAGUCUGCUGCACUUCGGCGCCAUCGUCAACCUCAAGAACAACGAAAAUCAGUCGCCGCUUCAUUUUGCUGCAAGGUACGGACGUUACAACACGGUGCGCCACCUGCUGGAAAGCAAGAAGGGCCACCUUAUCAUCAAUGAGAUGGACGGCGAAGGCAAGACGCCGUUGCAUAUCGCUUCACAGAACGGACACACCAGGGUGGUCCACCUGCUACUGGUCAAGGGCGCACUGCUUCACAGGGACCACAAAGGCAGGACUCCGCUUCACUACGCAGUCACCAAUGGCUUCACACACACCAUGGAGCAGCUACUGGCAGUGCACUCCCACUUGCUGGAUCAGAGUGAUCGGGAUGGGAACACCGCCUUGCAUCUGGCUGCCAUGCACAACAAGGCAAACACAGCGUCCCUUCUGCUCAGCCUCAGCUGCAAGAUUUCGCACAACGAGCAGGACUUCACGCCCAUAGACUACGCGCUUCACUACAAGCACAGCGAGGUUGCCAUGGUAAUGGUAACGCAUCCGUCCAGGAGUGAAGAAGUAAUGAGCUGCCGAACAAAGCGGUACACGUGCCUAGUAGAAGGACUUACGGCAGUUAUGCCAGAAGUCAUGAUGGCUGUCUUGGACCGGGGGAUAACAAAAUCCAAAUACAGUCAUGAUUCCACGUCUUAUUAUGUCAAACAUAGCUUUCAAGCUCUUCAGAACACUGAGGGAGUUGGGGAUAUCGUACCUGAAACUGAUCAACCGCUGCCUGUGAUGAACAUUAUGGUUAGAUACGGGCGCGAAGAACUCCUAUCUCACCCUCUCUGUGUCAAGUAUUUAGAGACCAAAUGGAACUCGUACGGAAUGUAUUUUCAUAUGUUGAACCUUGCCGUGUACACCGUGUUUUUGUCUUUCUUAACGACGAAUGCCGUUCAGCUCAUGGCUGAGAAGACCGACAGAGAAAAUUUCACGCAAGUCACGUCGGCGCAGCUCGCGUCUGCUUUCGUAUAUCCAUCCACAGCAACCAUGGUCGCUUUGACGUCUGUGAUCGUUCUGGCAUUUGUCGGGCUGAACAUCGUGAAGGAGUUUUACCAGAUGUACCAACAGCGAGCCAAGUACUUUCUAGACAUCAUGAACGUCUUGGAAUGGACGCUCUACAUAUCUGCUGGGUUGAUGGCUGCCGGCCACCUUUCGACAGCCGUGGUUGAUCGAAGCAACCAGUACAUCAUGGCGGCGUUGGCCGUUUUCUUAGCGUGGUUCAACUAUCUGCUCUAUUUGCAAAGGUUCAACAGGAUCGGCCUCUACGUCGUUAUGUUCCUAGAAAUUUUGUCCACACUACUAAAGGUCAUGUUCGUCUUCUCCGUUCUCAUAAUUGCCUUUGGCCUGAGCUUCCAUAUUCUCCUUGCCAAAAUUGACAUGAAUGUGAAAACGCCGGUCUUUGACCCCUUCACAGGAAACGUCACAAUGCGAUCAAUGAACAUGAGUGACAAGGGUUUCCAUAACCCGGUGAUAUCGCUGGUGCGCGUUGGAACCAUGAUGCUCGGGGAGUUGGACUUCCUUGGCACCUACCUUCGGCCUAUGCGGGCCCUGGAGUCCUCGGCCUGGUACCAGAUCGUGGCUGCCACCUGGUUUCUCGUCGUCUUCAUCGUGCUCAUGCCUAUCCUACUCAUGAACCUGCUCAUCGGCUUGGCCGUCGGCGACAUUGAAACCGUACGUCGCAACGCACAACUCAAAAGGCUCACAAUGCAGGUGGAGCUGCACACUGACCUCGAGCGUAAGCUGCCCCGGCGUAUCUUGACCAUGGUUGACAAAACUGAAGUCUACGUGUACCCCAAUCAAAAGGGUUCCUCGUCUUAUGUCUGGCACACAAUACAACGCUGGUUUGCGAGCCCCAAAGAAAACAGCAAACGAAGCAGGGCAUUCGCCGGUGGUGGUGGAGUACCAGACAAUGCCCUUCAAGAGCUAAGCGUCGAGCUUAAAAGGCAAAAGCAAAGGAUGAAAGAAAUAUCGAGGGCGAUGGAGCAGCAGCUAUCUCUAAUGCGGCUCGUCGUUCAAAAGAUGGAUAUCCGGACGGAGAAUGACGACAUGGACGAAGGACACUUUGAGAACAUUCAAGACCGGCCGCUCAGUGCGACGACACAGAGCAGCCUAUGAACUUUAAGUGUCGCAUAGAGUUACGCCCUGUCAUCUGUGUGUCUUCUUAUAUUUCUGUGUACCUCUGGCGAAAUAACUCGUAUUACAUAUCU
Molecule: messenger RNA, 3641 nt
Organism: Rhipicephalus microplus (southern cattle tick)
Lineage: Eukaryota; Metazoa; Arthropoda; Arachnida; Ixodida; Ixodidae
Gene: TrpA1
Product: Transient receptor potential cation channel A1
Biological process (GO): monoatomic ion transmembrane transport
Cellular component (GO): membrane; transmembrane transporter complex
Molecular function (GO): monoatomic ion channel activity; protein binding
Source: RefSeq, a predicted model, not a curated record